AUGUUGGUUGACAGCGGGGCCGGAUUGAAUCUGAUUUCUCCAAAGUUCGUCAGCAAACUCCAGAGAGCAGAUGAACAGCUCAAGGUUACUUGUACGUUCCAAGGGAUCAACCCUGGCAGGAAUCGUCAUAAGGGGAAGAUCACACUGCCGGUGACGUUCGGAGGGGGGUUAAACUAUCAGACUGAGAAGAUCGUGUUUGAUCUGGUUGACCUCCCCCUGCCGUACAAUGGAAUCCUUGGUCACCAAGCAUUGGCCAAAUUCACGGGGGCAUCCCACUAUGCCUACAAUACUCUGAAGUUGCCAGGGCCUAUAGGCGUCAUUUCCAUUCCAUCGGACAAGAAAGACGCAAUCAUAUGUGUGGACAAGAUGUACCGGGAAGCAGCCACUGCAGAGGCCGCGGAAGCCACUGCUCCCGCCAAGGUUUGCAUAAAUUCCACAUAUCUAAACAAAGCAUGCCAGAAGGACCCGUUCCCCAUGCCGCGCAUCAACCAGAUUGUGGAUUCCACCUCCGGGUGUGACCUGCUCUCCUUCCUGGACGCCUACUCUGGAUAA
Messenger RNA from Aegilops tauschii subsp. strangulata, 552 nucleotides. The record is from RefSeq and is a predicted model, not a curated record. Lineage: Eukaryota; Viridiplantae; Streptophyta; Magnoliopsida; Poales; Poaceae.